Molecule: messenger RNA, 10890 nt
Organism: Tribolium madens (black flour beetle)
Lineage: Eukaryota; Metazoa; Arthropoda; Insecta; Coleoptera; Tenebrionidae
Gene: bchs
Product: WD repeat and FYVE domain-containing protein 3
Exons: 20
Coding region: 140-10279 (3379 amino acids)
Molecular function (GO): protein binding; metal ion binding
Source: RefSeq, a predicted model, not a curated record
AGCGGUGUUGCAGGUUUGUGUUGUGGAUAAAUGCGGUGUCAGCUGUCAUCGAACUUGUGCAGACCCAAUGGGCGUAUUUAGUGCAAAAAUGAAAAGACGCAUCGUUUCGAAUUUGAUCAGGUGCUUUUAGGCCCUCACAAUGAAUAUCAUGCGAAAGUUACGAGGUGGAGGCGGUGGCACCCCUUCCGCCUCCUCAUCAGACAUAUCAGACGCCGCCCCCGGUUCGCCUCACACCCAAUUGGGUCUGAUGCAUCUCAAAAAGCUCUUCUCGGAGUACACGCACCCGUCACAUCCAUUAACAGACCAAGAGCGGGAUGAUAAACUUUAUAACAUGCUCCCGCUUUUUUGCAAGGUGUUCGGAUCGAGUCCCACAUGCGACAUGAAUGAGAAAUUCUGGGAUAUCCUCGCGUUUUGCCACCAAGUGUCACUUCUCAUGGUUUCGGAAAUAAGAAAAAGGGCCUCGAAUCAGAGCACGGAAGCGGCGAGUUGUGCCAUUGCAAAAUUUCUAGAAAUUGAAAAUUGCGAAGAGUCGAGCAAUGGGUGGAUGCUUCUGAGUACUCUGAAUCUCCUAGCGGCGGGAGAUGCGACUUUAGUUCAGGUCAUGUCUGAGGUUUCGGUUCCGUCAACUUUAGUGAAAUGCCUGUAUUUGUUUUUCGAUUUGCCGGAAAUGUCGGAGCAGGAAGCCAACAGUAAAGACUCCUCGAGUGAUUUCACGCCACGAGAAAGGAGGAUUUUGCUCCAGAAAAUUUUUGUACAACUUUUAGUCCGUCUGUGCAGUCAUCGAAUCCCGGCCGAAGAACUGGCCCGGAAGGAUGAUCUGACUUUAUUAUUUUCCGCUAUCACUUCAUGGUGUCCCUCCCAUAACGUCAUGUGGAGGAAAAGUGCAGCCGAAGUCCUAAUGACCCUCUCCCGGCAUGGGCUUACACCCCCUGUUGUCGGCUACAUCCACUCAAAAGGCUGCGUCGCUUUGUGUAUAGAAAACAUGAAAAGAGUACCUGAAUUAGCACCACUAGAAUUAGUCGAAAUGUUUGUAACGGUUUUUUGUUUUUUGAAAGAUUCCAGCGAAGUUUCCUCGACGCUCUUAGAUGAUUUUAGGCAAGCUCAAGGAUAUUUAUUCUUGUCGGAUUUUUUACUCAAAUUAGAAAGUGAAAAGUCGAGUGAGGCACAAGAAUCGAUCCGAAAUUUAGUUCUCAUGGUGACCUCAUUGUGCAUGUGUGGUUAUAUUGAAUUGAAACCAUCUCAGGCCUCCACUGGUUCGUUAUUUCAAAUGCAAGGUUUUACUCUACCGCAGCCGUCAGGGCGCGGGACAAGUGUCCGAAACAUUCAAGCAUUUCACGUUUUACAGAGCACAUUCCUGAAAUCCAACUCGCCCCUCCUCUGCUGUACAAUCCUCGACGCAAUCUCAAGCAUUUACCAUUCGGACAACGCCAAUUACUUCAUCCUCGAAAACCAAAAUACUCUAAGCCAAUUCACCGAAAAAAUCCACUACAAGUCUGAAGAAAUCCAAAGCAAAUUGUUCGAACUGAUCGAAUUCCUCGUAUUCCAAUUAAACUUUGUACCUUGCAAAGAACUAAUCUCCAUGUCAAUUUUUCUUAAAACUCAUAGUUUAAAUCACGUAGACUGUAGUAUAUUAUGUGUACAGACCCUGUUGAACAUAUUGAAACACAACGUUAUAUUUAAAGAUGUUUAUCGCGAAGUUGGCAUGUUGGAAGUUUUCGUUACUUGUUUGAACCGUUAUUUAAGUUUCCUCGAAGAGAAAAAAUCCAAACCCGAGUUUAAAAUACCCUCUGGUCAGGAAAAACUCGGAACUCUUGUAGUGGAAGCUCUGACACACCUCCUGGCUGGAAACCAGUCAAAUGCUACGGUUUUACGCGAGUGUGGAGGAGCGAAAUGCGUGCAAGAACUAGUCCAAUAUCCCGAAUGUAGGUACUCGGCUUUAGGGAUUAUCAAAGAACUGGUUUUGACCACAGGAGGUGACGAAGACAUGGCUCAACUCCUCACAACUCUCCAUUCGGCUCCACGAACCGCACUUCAACUCAAAAUCGAUAUUUUGGAAGCUUUGAAAUUGUGUUUGAAAGAGUCGCAUCGAACUCGGACUGUUUUUCGUAAAGUUAACGGGUUUGUUUAUGUGACUAGUGUUUUGGUAGCACUGGAAGGGAAGCUGAAGCAGAAAGAAACAAAUCCGGAGGUUUUGACACUCCUCCAAUUGGUUUUUCAUACGAUUUCAACCGCUAUGAGAUUCGAACCGGCCAAUGCAAAGUUUUUCUAUCACGAAAUUUGCAAAACUAGUCUUUGUGAUACUCUUAGAUUAUUAGGUUGUUUCACCGACAAAGUCGAUGCUAUCAAAGAGUGUGAUUUCGAAGCACCAAACAAUGAUUUACAAGACGUUUAUCACAAGUUGUUUGUCGGAUCUGUUACGAAUCCAGAAUUGUCCGACUUGGUCGCCCCGGAUCUCUCAUACGCCACCAUCGUCUAUCGCCUCCUCUAUGACUUGGCACUCGAUCUCUUCGACAAACCUAACGUCAUUCUUAUGAAAUCCCCCUCCUUGUCGCGACAAGCCUCCAUCGAGCCACCCCCCAACUCCGGUAAACGCUCCAUCAACUCCCUUAACCUCACUCCCCCCAUCCCCGACCCGAUCAUAGUUCAUCCGGGAGUAGUAGUCGCGAUGCUACAACUCCUCCCAUGUAUCAACCUCUCCGAUUCUGGCCUCACCCUCCAAUUAUACAUUUCGGAAGUGAUCAAAUCUCUCGUCCGGAGUGAACGUAACCAACAACUCAUGUGCGAUAAAGAAUUUGUCGGUUAUUUGCUGUCAAUCGGCUCAACCCCCAUCCAAAAUGAAAAUCACCCCCUCCAUGGCCCUCUCCAAUACAUGCUGGAACGUCUCGCCGCCCAAGCUUUGGAACCCACCGACUUACGGAAUUUUCUCCGUUUGGGGAACCCCCUGUGUUGCUUGCCUUUGGAGAGUAAGGAGCAGGGAGGAGGGCCGGUACCGUUGACAAGAAUCAAGACUUUGGUUUCGAUGACCACUCCAAAGGAUUUCCGGGCGCAGUCAUCGUACACUCUUCCUCCCUUUGUGGAGUUUGAUAUGUCGGCGGAGGGGUUUGGGUGUUUGUACCUCCCGAGUAUCGCUCCACAGUCCCCUGCAGCUCCGAGUGUUGUCUCGACUUUGGAUAGUAGCGUUUUGGGGGGGAUUGGGUCCGGGGAUCGACUCUUUCCUCCCCAGACAGGACUGAGUUACUCCACUUGGAUUUGUGUUGAUAAGUUUUCUGAUCCGAGGACUGACCCACAUUGUGUCCGAUUAUUGACCCUAGUGAGGAACUUCAACGCGGCCCGGGAGGACCAUUUGGUGUGCUUGUCAGUCGUUUUAUCGGCGAGGGAUAAGGCAAUCAUUGUGUCGACUCAGGAAACUCACAUUCCGCACCAUGUAGGUGAUUGGGAGCCGGAAGGCUCCGGCGAGCAUGGUGCGCGAGUCUGGUGCCCCGACAUUCUCCAAGAAGGCCAAUGGCAUCACAUUGUCGUAGUCCUAAACCGUGCUGUGUUGAAAAACUCCUCCUUUGCUCUUUAUCUCGACGGCCAACAACUCCACGCGCAAAAAAUGCACUACAUAUCGCAAAACCCAGGUGGUGGGAGUGCUAACCUCACGGUGGCCUCCUCAGUUUAUGGUUUCAUCGGAACUCCGCCUGCUUGGAGGAGAUACUCCCGACUGUGUUGGAAGCAAGGCCCUUGCCACUUGUUCGAAGAGGUUUUAACCCCAGUUGUGGUCUCCCAAAUGUUCCAUUUAGGGCCCCACUAUAUGGGUUCUUUCCUCGCCCCCAAUCUCAACACUUCAGAAACAAUGCAGUUGGUGUCGGAGGAAAAAGUCGUUUUUGGACUUAACGCCAAAGCCGUUUCGCAACUCACCUUGAACAAGAUCCGGAAAGUUUACAGUCGUACUGAUAAUAAAUCGAUUGCUAAACAAUUAGGGAUGUCGAGUCAUGAAAGUGCUACUCCCAUUCGGAUUUUACACAAUUCAGCUGGACAUUUAGCUGGGUCUGCGAGGAGUUUAGGAGGCGUUGUGAUAGGAUAUUUAGGAGUUAGAGUUUUUUGUCCGAGACCAGUUGCAACGACUAUCGAUACUGUUGGUGGCUGCUCCGUUUUAUUGGGGUUAAUUGCGAUGGCUCAAGACGUCGAAAGUUUGUAUGCAGGUGUUAAAGCUCUAGUUUGCGUUGUUAAAAGUAAUAAAGUAGCACAAGCGGAAAUGGACCGGAAACGCGGCUAUCAAACCUUAGCCAUGUUGUUGAGACGUAAACGGAUGCUCCUAAACUCGCAUAUUUUACACCUUGCGUUCAGUCUCGUGGGCACUGUGGACAGUGGGAGGGAGUCCUCAGCUAUACCCAAUCGGACGGCGUUUCAGGACCUCCUCUGCGACUUGGAAGUCUGGCAUGAAGCCCCCGGCGAACUCCUCCGCUCCCACUUGGAGCACCUCUACGAACUCGCAGCUGAAUCGAACGAAAAACGUAACAAUACAUGGAUAAUGCGCGACUUGCAACUCGUUGAAAAACUCCUCCAUAUAACUCCCGAAGUCAAACAUAACGCCACGCGUCAAGUCCUCUUCUCCCUGCUUUCAGUCCUCUUAGGAGGUCAACCCCGCCAACCCGAUUUGUUACUUUUCGGACAAUUUAUGGCAGCCACACUCCCUCAAUCCUCAAACUUUAACGAAAAACCUCUGAUUUUGCGUGAAGGUGACUCGGAGAAAGAGGGCGAAGGAGAGAAUAUUCUUCUGAGGAAUCGGUGUUUGGGUCUGAUACAUUCCAUGCUUUUCGCACAAAGAAACAUCGUCGGGGAGGAAAUCGCACGCACGUUGGGGUUUGACUGGAUCCUGCUUUUCAUGCAGCCGAAUUUGCAUGCGACGACUGUGGUUUGGGGGUUAAGGAUUUUGGUGGUGAUGUGCUCGAAUCCCGGACUUAUGAACCGAUUCCGCGAUGGCAGCAGCAAUGGCGGGUGGUUGCGCUACACAGAACAAGUCACUCACAACAAAAUGGCGGUAGUUUUAGGGUGUCACAUGAAUAGUACUCAAGGGAGUGAUACUAAAUCGGAAGCCCUCCACAUUCCCGGGUUUCAGUAUUUGGGGUGGCUACUCCCCGCACAUUUAGACGUACCAGAAAUUUAUUUCCUGCUAACUGCACUCAUCAUGGGGGUCCCGGUCAAGCUUCUACCAGUCGAGACAAAGUUCGAUUUGGAUGCAAUUUGGACGUUUCUUUGGGGCAGUUCUAUAAGCAAUCAACCGGCAACUAGUGUGGCCCCCCGGAUUUGUCUUUGUCCCGAAGCUGUCGUCGUUUUAUUGACAAUAGCGAGGGCAAUGCUCCACACUAGUGAGUCGACUUUACCCGAAUGGUUGCAAAACCACCCAAUUUCGAUUAUCCAAGUUUUGUUCCAAUUGUAUCACAACAUGCCCGAUUUUAUGCCCAUUUUUAUGUCAUCGGAAGUGCUCGGGGCCCUGGCUGGGGUCCUAUUUCCCCCACCUGUAGUCUCAAGUAUGGAUAGUGGGGAUAGUAGCGGUGCUUCUACUCCCGCUUGUGACGAAACCGAUGUCAUUAUCGUACCGAGAACCCCUGAUGAGGAUCCCCUAACCACGCAUCCUGUCAGACAAUUUAUUAUUGACUUUAUUCGGGUUAUUGUAGUCGAUUCGUUAAGUUUAUCUACGACAGGGAAAGUUUCACCGGUCAUUGACCUGGUUUUAGAUGCGUAUCCUGUGAAUUCCACCACGUCUCAACAAAUUUGUUACCAGACCGAAAUUUUGGCCACUCUGAUGGACCAUCUUUUAGCUGCGGAUAUGCUGGUGGGGGACCAAGCGGCAAUUCCAGUGGUACCACUCGCCAAUGCCCAUAUUCAACACGUGACACCCAACGUGUUUUACUUAACGGCGCGAAUAGUCGACAAACUCUGGCAAGGUUCUUUAACUAAAGACCCUCACGAAGUCUUCGAUUUUAUAGUGAAAUUAAUCGGGCAAGCAAAACGCCGGACCGGCAAUCUCUCGCUAGAAUGUCUCUACCAUUGCCUAAAUCGCAGUAUUUUGUUUCUCUUGUCCCGCCCUACUGACACUAUAGCCGAUCAAAUGUCAGUAUUAGAAGCCUUACACAAACUCACCACCAAUCGUUUGAUUGUUUUCGGAGCUGGCAAUCACGAAUUAGAUUUCAUUGGGUGCCUUACUUACUGCCUUCUCCAAUUAACAGCCGACAUGAAAAUCAUGUUGGAGUCAAAUAUGAGGACAACAUGGCACGUCAAUCCUAGCAGUGAACUUGAGUCUCGAGAUGAGCAAUUAAAUGCCCAUCAAGGGCGGAAUUUAAUGGCCGGAGCGGCAUUACGCGUGUGGGAAGAACUCUACGUUUGUAAAAAACCAGCAAUUGAAGAAGUUUUUAAAGUCACGCUAGCGUCCCCAAAUCCGAAUGCCAAAGCACCCGAUUUGACGAUAGUCCGAGAGCAAGUUUUCGACGCCGCCUCAAAACUAUGGCUAAACUAUGUGGAUGCUGAACGUAAAGCGACCUAUCGAGUCCCGUGGGAGUUACACAACCAAAUCCAAUCGAAAAUUCAUAAAGUCACUGGAGGUUUAACACGAUUAGCUAGCAGAACAAAAGUCCGAAAAGACGACACCAUGAGAAUCAAGAUCAGGAUGAGCAAAAAACAAGCCUUGCAAUGGAUGAUGAACCAUGUGAACAUUCUCCGGGAAUUCGUCGAAAUGCGUCGCCAACAACACCAAAACACCACUCAACACACCCAAAGGUAUGUCCACCAAGAAUGGCUCCAAACCGAGAACGAAUUGACAAGGGAACGGGGACUUUGGGGCCCUCCGGAGCCUUGCCACCUCGAUAAAUGGAUGUUGGAUAUGACUGAAGGGCCCCACAGGAUGCGGAAAAAGACAAUGAGGAAUGAUCUCUUCUACUUGCAUUACCCCUACCGUCCUGAACACGAAAAAGGGCCACUCAAGUAUAAAGUCGCAACAAGUCAUCAUAGCAAAAUCUACUAUCAAGCGGUUCAAACCCGACAAAGAACCGGAGUUACCGGUUUAACCGAACCGGAACGGGCCGAUAGCAUCGUGGAUGAACCUUCACCGCUACCCUUGACCCCACUUCCGCCCCUCGCAAGGCUUAAAUCUGAUCCGGAUGACCAACAGGAGGAGAACGAUAUCGAGGAGGAACCCUCAGCCCCCCCAGAUAACCAAACUUUGAUGAGGCUUCUAGAAGAGAACGAAAAGAUUUCGCACAUGUUUCGUUGUGCCCGAAUUCAAGGGUUGGAUACAACCGAAGGGUUAUUACUAUUCGGGCAGGAGCACUGUUACGUCGUUGAUGGUUUCACUCUAUUGAAAAACCGUGAAAUUCGGGAUAUUGAAAGUGUGCCAACUAAUGCGCACGAAUACGAACCAAUUUUACCCAAUCCGGGGUCGCCAAGAAGGUCACGUGCUAUGCGACAGUGUUCCAAAUUCUCCUACGAAGAUAUAAGAGAGGUUCAUAAGCGACGGUACCUCCUGCAACCCAUGGCCCUGGAGGUGUUUUCCGGGGACGGCCGGAAUUACCUCCUGGCUUUUCCUCGGAAGGUCCGGAAUAAGGUCUAUCAGCGUUUCAUGGCCAUGGCGACCGGUAUAGCCGAUAGUGCUCAACAAUCGGUCGCAGGUCAACGCCGGACAGCCAAUGUCGAACAAGCAACUAGUCUUUUAAGCAAUUUGAUUGGCGAGACGAGUGUGACCCAACGAUGGGUCAGAGGCGAAAUCUCAAAUUUCCAGUAUUUGAUGUAUUUGAACACUUUAGCCGGCCGUUCGUAUAACGACUUGAUGCAGUAUCCGGUUUUCCCGUGGAUUUUAGCCGAUUAUGAUUCGGAAGAGCUCGAUUUAACCGAUCCGAUGACUUUUCGGGAUUUCACCAAACCGAUGGGGGCCCAAAGCCCCGAACGCUUGGAGCAGUUUCGGAAACGUUUCAAGGAAUGGGAUGACCCACACGGAGAAACCCCUCCAUACCACUAUGGAACACAUUAUUCUAGUGCGAUGAUCGUGUGUUCGUAUUUGGUCCGAAGUGAACCUUUCACUCAACAUUUCCUACGAUUACAAGGGGGACAUUUUGAUUUAGCCGAUCGUAUGUUUCAUUCCGUCAAAGAGGCGUGGUUAUCAGCCUCAAAACACAAUAUGGCUGAUGUGAAAGAAUUGAUCCCUGAAUUUUUCUACCUACCCGAGUUUUUGGAAAAUUUGAAUCAAUUUGAUUUAGGAGCGAAACAAAGUGGGGUUGCUUUGGGUGAUGUGGUGUUACCACCUUGGGCUAAACAAGACCCAAGAGAGUUUAUAAGGGUGCAUAGGAUGGCCCUGGAAUGCGAUUACGUCUCACAGAAUCUCCACCACUGGAUUGAUCUCAUUUUUGGAUACAAACAACAAGGACAACCGGCCAUUGAUUCAGUUAAUGUCUUCCACCAUUUGUUCUACGAGGGAAAUGUAGAUAUUUACAAUAUCGAUGAUCCACUGAAAAAGAACGCAACCAUCGGUUUUAUUAACAAUUUUGGGCAAAUUCCCAAACAAUUAUUCAAGAAACCACAUCCUUGUAAAAAAAUGGGUGGUGGUAAUAAUCGGACGUCGGUGAUUGAUACUGGGUCUUUAGUCCAAGCGUUCACUUUACCUCAACCUGAGAAACUUUUUUUCCACCAUUUGGACAAUCUAAGACCCUCUUUACAGCCAAUCAAAGAAGUGAAAAGUCCAGUGGGUCAAAUCCUCCAUGUCGACAAAACAGUCCUCGCCGUGGAACAAAACAAGGUUCUAAUCCCGACUUUAUACAACAAAUACGUGGCUUGGGGCUUCGCUGACCACUCCCUUCGAAUCGGGAAUUACGACAGCGAUAAAGCCGUCUUCGUAUCCGAAAGUGUCGUCCAAAACAACGGCGAAAUCCUCGCAUGUGUUUGCCCCUCUCCCAAACUGAUCGUCACAGCAGGGACCAGUUCGGUGGUAACAAUCUGGGAAUUCGAAUCCCGCAAAAAAUCCCUCAACAUUAAACACAACCUUUAUGCCCACACGGACGCAGUGACAUGUCUCGCGGCAAGUCCCGCUUAUAACGUGAUCGUCUCGGGAUCCCGGGACUGCACUGCGAUCAUCUGGGAUUUAUCCCGAGGGAUUUUCGUGCGGCAACUGCGAGGCCACGCUGGGCCCAUCGCCGCCGUCGCCGUGAAUGACCUCACGGGGGAUAUCGCCACGUGUGCAGCUACGUGGUUGCACGUGUGGAGCAUAAACGGGGACGAGUUGGCCAAUGUCAACACGUGUGUAGGGAGGGCCGAUCGCAUGCAACAGAUUUUGUGUGUGGCUUUCUCGCAGACCCACGAAUGGGAUUCGUUGAAUGUCGUAAUGACGGGGUCGACGGAUGGGGUCACAAGAAUGUGGUCGAUUGAGUACGUACAAGUGCCCGACGAGACAAACACCAAUGUGGAACCAAAGCACCAGAGUCCGGCCAAGCCGACUCCGAUUCACCAUCGUCUAGUCAAACAGAUCAAUGUUUCAAAUGAUAGCUCUCUGAGUUUGAUGAAAUCGGGGUCCGAGAGUAGCUUAUCCGAAGACAAUAACCCGAGGAGACCUUCGAUCGAUCGGCAAGCGAGUUCAAAGGAGUGGAGGAGUGAGCAACAAAACGAAAAGGAGACGUGUAGCGACACUGAGGAGGCUUCUCCUCCCAUUCCUGUGCGGAGGAGACGGUCAAGGGUGCAUGGAGGGUUCAGGAAGAGUGAAGGUGGUAACAGUGCUGAUAGUGCUAGUCUUGACGUCGAUGAUGGCACCAAUAUGAGAACUAGCAAGUCUGACACGAGCCUGACCGAUUCCUUUGUGAUGGUACCAGAGACUAAGAAACGGACCGUGAACCCUAUGAACGUCCUCAGGCCAGGGUUCAAGUGGCAGCGCCAGUUGGUUUUCAGAAGCAAACUAACCAUGCACACCGCCUACGACCGCAAAGACAACGCCGAGCCCGCCUCCAUCACAGCCCUGGCAGUCUCUAAGGAUCACCGCAGCGUCUACGUGGGAGACACCCGUGGCAGGGUGUUCUCCUGGAGCGUUUGCGACGUUCCAGGUCGAGCGGCUGACCACUGGCUCAAAGACGAAGGAGCCGAUUUUUGCGCUUCUUGCAAUAUCAGAUUCACAAUCUACGAAAGGAAACACCAUUGUCGCAAUUGCGGUCAAGUGUUUUGCUCGAAAUGCAGCCGAUUCGAGAGCGAAAUCUCACGAUUACGUAUUCUGAAACCGGUCAGGGUAUGUCAGACGUGUUACGCCACUCUCAAGUCAGAAAAAUAAAUAUGUUAGUUAUAGAUUACCAAAAUAGUAAACAAAAAUUAUUUAUUAUGAUAUUGGGUGUGAUUUUAUUACUGUUUUUAUUUAUGAUAUAUUUAACGGUUUUUAACACGUGUUUUAUUGUUUUUUAUAUUAUUUUUAAUACAUAAAUGUUUACAUCAGGUUUCUGUUAUGAUGUUUUUGUGAUAUUUAUAUUGUAGUAUUUUUAUGUAUAUAAGUGUUUUGCUUAGCUAAAGUAUUAUUUUAAAGCAAAGCAAUAUGUAUUUAGAACAAUAAUAUCUGUUGCCUGGUAUACAGUAAAUGUUGAUUUUAUGGAAUUUGUGUACAAUAAUGUGUAAGAUAGUAUUAGUGCAAUUCCGUGCGAAAAAAGAUGAAUUUCAUUAUGAUUGAUAUUAUUUUUGUAUUCAACAAUGGACCGAAUUUGUUAGACUGUAGGUAAAAAGGUAAAAAAGGUGUGCACUAGCAUCUGUAGACAAUAUACAAGUGCACUAUUGUGCAUUCCAAAGUAUAUUUCCUUAUAUUUGAUAAAUGUAUGUGAUAUUAUAGAUUCUAUAGGGUUAGCAAAUUGUAAAUAUGCCAUGUCUUGAUUAUAUAAUAAAGUAACUUGCAAAAUA